UCACAGAUCACAUGAUUCAGAAAAUUAAAACAGAUUUAUUGUUUGGUCCAAAGUUUUUUGUAUGUUUGAAAACAGAUAAGUUGCAAUAUAGUCUAUUUAUUCAUUCACUGUUAACUUAAAAGUAAAGUAUUAAAUCAUUACUUGGGAAGUUAAAGUUAAAACGAACUUAUUGUUAUUAGUAAUUAAUAUUUCUCCAAGUUUUCGACCUGCUCAUGUUUCCUACUCAUAUGGAAAAUGUAUGUUUGAUGUUUAUACGUUUAUAAAAUAUAAAAUUAUGACAAAAAUCUGACAAAAGUUGGACUUUUCAUGAACUUUAUGGCCUGAAUAUGAAAACUUCAUAAAUCUAAAACAAAGUUAAACUGAUAACUCGUUUACCUCCAACCUGCAUUUUGUUCAACAUUUAAUGCCAUUAUGGCUUCAUGAUGAGUUUUUAAAGCGCAUUAACAGGUUAUGAUAAGGAACGUUACAGUUUGUGACUGAUCUACAGUCAGCCUUUAUUCAGUGAGAAAUAGACACUGACUGGUAUCCAGUUCUACUACUUUUAUUUAAAACAUAGCUUUGCUGAUUUGAAUAAAAUGUUCUUCCUGUGCUGCUGUAGGCUGCAGCUGCCUGAUAGUUACUGUUUCCUUGGUUUGUCUCUGAAGAACAACAUGGGAGCUGGCUCACGAUUCCAGUUUGGUGAGAUGUUUUAAAUCUCCGUCACGCCUUUUCCUUCCCAUCAGCUCCGCCGCCAGUCGGCUGAAACCCGACCGGACGAUGACGGAGAUGAAGUGUGUCGUGUUUUGGGGCGUCGUGACGUUUUUCUGGACCCUCUGUGGAGGAGACAGAGACGUCUCCUGUGUGUUCAGUCAGGUCUGCAUCCUGCCAUGCAGCUUCCAGCCGGCCGACGGACCGGCGGUCCACUGGACUCAGCUGGCAGCAGCAGAACCUGCGGUUCAUUCUUACUAUGACGGCAGAGACAGGGUCCAACACCAGAACCAGAACUUCAGAGGCCGGACGUCUCUGUUUGUGGAGCGGGUCUCCUCAGGAAACGCCUCUCUGCUGCUGACCGGAGUGAAGGUCCAGGAUCAGGGCAGAUAUGUUUGCAACUGCAGCAGCUCAGCAGGAACCAGGCUGGCAUUCAUCAGAGUCUCCGUGGACGCUCCGGUGAAGACGGUCAACCUCCGACAAGCAGAGAACCGGCUCAUCUGCAGCUCGGACGGGAUCUACCCCGAACCGAACCUCACCUGGUCCACCGAGCCGCCGUCCGAACUGGUCCUGCAGAGCUCGACUCUGGUGCAGCUGACCGAGCAGCAGCUGUUCAACAUCAGCAGCUCCCUGAAGGUUCCGGACAACGACACCGACCUGACCUACGUCUGCACCGUCAGAACCCGCAGGAACCACGAGACCAACAGGCUGGACAACCCGGAAGCAGCAGGUCGAGCUCAGGGGAUGUGGAUAGUUGCUGGAGUCAUUUUGGUGUCGGUGUCAACGAUCGCGGUUCCGAUCUUUGUUGAAAAAUGUAUGAAGUCCAGGAAGUCCAAACGAUCCCGGCAGCAGAACAUAGAAGAAGAAGAACAAGCAGCAAAUGGACCAAUCAGCAGUCAGCUAGAAGAACAAGCAGAGAAUGGACCAAUCAGCAGUCAGCUAGAAGAACAAGCAGAGAAUGGACCAAUCAGCAGUCAGCUAGAAGAACAAGCAGCAAAUGGACCAAUCAGCAGUCAGCUAGAAGAAGAACAAGCAGAGAAUGGACCAAUCAGCAGUCAGCUAGAAGAACAAGCAGAGAAUGGACCAAUCAGCAGUCAGCGGAUCCUGGAGGAAACUCAGAGUCUCCACCCACAGGAAAACCAGACAGGCUAUCAUAAUCCCAGCAGGGAGGGCAGGCAGCAUGAACUGGGACCAGUUAGUGGGACCAGUUGGACCAUGGGCAGCAUCAGGAGCUUCAUGGUUCUGCUGGUUCUGAGCUUCCAGUGGAUUUCUUCAAAAAGAGUCACCCGGGUGACGUGUGUUUUCAGCCAGAGCUGCGUUUUGCCCUGCAGCGUCUCCAGCGGCUCUGACGUCAUCAUCAACUGGAGCCGCCUGACACCCGCAGACGGCACCGCCCACUGUUACUAUGACAACCAGGACCAGCUGGGUCACCAGAGCCAGAACUUCAGAGGCAGAACGUCUCUGUUCACGGAUCAGGUCUCCAGAGGAAACGCCUCCCUGCUGCUGACAGGGGUCAAAGUUCAGGACGAGGGAACCUACAGGUGCAACACCAGCAACACCAGUGGAAAUAAACUGGUUUUUAUUCACCUGAGAGUUGAAGCUCCAGUCUCUGACAUCAGAAUCCAUCAGGAUGGAAACAGGAUCACCUGCAGCUCAGAGGGGAUCUACCCUCAACCUGAACUCACCUGGUCCACUGAGCCUCCAUCCAACACGACUCUGCAGAACAGAACCACAGUCCAUCAGACUGAGGAGAAGCUUUAUGACAUCAGCAGCUCUCUGACGGUUCCAGACGGUUCUGAUUGGAUCUACAGCUGCACCAUCAGAACCAGGAGGAACCAGAGGAGAGCAAGGCUUCAGAAACUCAGAAAUUCCCAGGUUGCUGAUCAGAACUGGCAGAUUAUACUGAAAAUCCUGAUGGCUGUGACUGGAUUAUCACCUGUAAUCUGCACAGUGAUGGCAGAAAUUAUGAGUCGUCGUUGGAAGAAUAAAGCAAACUAAUGGAGAAUCAGAGAAUCUGCAGGACAAACCAGUUCAGGUUCCCAGUGUCCCAGUCCAGACCAGCAGGAUGGUGGAGUUUAUGUACUUUAACUAUUUAAUGUCAAAUAAAAAAAACAAAAACAAAAAAGAGACAUUUUGAAGAGCUGAAGAUGAACUUUGGAAAUCGAAAAUUAUUGUUUUGGGAGAAAUUAUUUUGUCAUAAUUAUUUCUGUGAAAAAUCUUCAUUCAUCUCAACUUUACUUUUUACAAGCUGGACAUAUUUUUUCUGUAUUUUACCAUCUGUACUGUAAUUUCUGCAAAACAAAUUUCAUAUUCUGCUGAUCUAUUUAGUUUUUCUUAAAUUGCCACAGUUUAUAUUUUUGCCUAAAUAUUUCAUUUAUUUCUUUGCUCAUCAAAGUUUCUUUAUAGUAAGAUUAAAAGUAUUAUUUGUAAGAUAUUCGUUUCCCCUUUAAAAAAGUAUUUCAAUGAAAAAACAAAAACAAUGUUUUACUGUUAAACUACAAAAUGAUUCCAGCUGAAAAUGCAGUUAAAACAGAAUAAAACCAAAACAAGUGAAGUGAAGCGUCUGUCCCUCUGUGACAUCCAUCAUUAGGAAUAUUUUGUUUUAUUUGUUAAUUUAUCAUAAUCUGCUGUAAAUGAGCUGUAAGUAAUAAAGUGAUUUAGGAAGAAGAAUCUCAACAUUUUGCUGUAAUAUUUCUCUCAAGCUGCUCAAAGUGGCACUAAAAACAUUUCAACAGCAGAAAUUCUCUGCUUCAAUAUGGAUUCAGUAUUUUGAGCUUUUCUUCAUCUUUGAUGAAAUGGAGAUUAUUUUUUUACUGUAUUAGUUUUCUAUUAAAUGAAAUUUCUUUUUGUUUUUUCUAUGAAUGCCUGAGUCAUAAUAUCCAUUUGGUUGAUACUUUAUUUGCUGUAAACUGUUUGCUGCCAGCAGGAUGUUACUGAUUUUAAUAACAAUCUUUUACUUCCUGUGUUUACAGUUUGCAAUAUAUUAUUAUUAUCUAGUCCAGUAGAUGGUCAACACUGUAAAACUAACAACUUCAAUUGUAAAUCAAACACUGUCAUUUUGGACCAACUGAUCAAUAAAAUUCAGUG
This is a messenger RNA of Xiphophorus couchianus (Monterrey platyfish), 3774 nucleotides long. RefSeq lists its product as uncharacterized. The transcript is spliced from 12 exons. Gene Ontology annotation, cellular component: external side of plasma membrane. Gene Ontology annotation, biological process: cell surface receptor signaling pathway; cellular response to lipopolysaccharide; immune response. The record is from RefSeq and is a predicted model, not a curated record. Lineage: Eukaryota; Metazoa; Chordata; Actinopteri; Cyprinodontiformes; Poeciliidae. Bases 757 to 2685 code for a protein of 642 amino acids.